AUGGUGCAGUUCAUAUUUUGGCUCCUGCUGCCUCUUUUACACAAAACGUGUCCGGGACAUGCUUGGGUGGCCAGUAACUUUCUAAUGACGGGACCUAAGGCCUAUCUCACUUAUGCAAGGAGCGUGCAGGUGGGCGCGCACAGUGGGAUUGAGGAGUGCAAACAACAGUUUGCGUGGGACAAAUGGAACUGUCCUGACAGCGCCACUCAGCUCAAAGGGCUAAGACGCGCCACAAGAGAGACUUCCUUCGUCCACGCCAUCAGUGCAGCAGGGGUCAUGUACACUCUGACCAGGAACUGUAGUCUGGGAGACCUGGACAACUGUGGCUGUGAUGUGUCCAAGAACGGCAAAAUAGGUGGUCGUGGCUGGUUGUGGGGUGGCUGCAGUGAUAACGUGGAUUUCGGGGAGAGGAUUUCCAGACAGUACGUGGACGCGCAAGAGACUGGUCAGGACUCAAGGGCUGCAGUCAACUUACACAACAAUGAGGCCGGACGGUUGGCUGUGAAGGCCACAAUGAAGCGAAUCUGCAGAUGCCACGGUAUGUCUGAGAGCUGCAGUGUCCAAACCUGCUGGAUGCAGUUGUCAGAUUUCAGAGAGAUUGGCAACUACUUGAAAAUCAAACACCACAAUGCCCAAAAGUUGGACAUCGACAAAAAGCGCAUGAGAGCGGGCAACAGCGCAGACGGCCGCAGUGCCAUCAUGGACGCAUUCGGCAGCAUUGCCAAAACUGAGCUCCUCUACCUGGAGGACUCUCCGGACUACUGCAGGAGGAACGUCAGCCUGGGCCUGUACGGCACCGAGGGCCGCGAGUGUGUGCAGCAUGGUGAGGGUCUGACCCAUUGGGAGAGGAGGAGCUGCCGCAGGCUGUGCCACGAAUGCGGCCUGAGGGUGGAGGAGAGGCGCACAGAGGUGGUGAGCAGCUGCAACUGCAAGUUCCACUGGUGCUGCAAGGUGAACUGUGACAACUGCUCCCAGGUGAUCGUCAAACAUGUGUGUGCCCGAAGGGAAGCCGGAGAGGGACAUGGCUUUAGAUGGAGGCACCGGGGACCCAAAUAA
Messenger RNA from Solea senegalensis (Senegalese sole), 1056 nucleotides. RefSeq names its product protein Wnt-8-like. NCBI's taxonomy places the organism in Eukaryota, Metazoa, Chordata, Actinopteri, Pleuronectiformes, Soleidae. The record is from RefSeq and is a predicted model, not a curated record. The coding region runs from base 1 to 1056 and encodes 351 amino acids. The transcript is spliced from 6 exons. Gene Ontology annotation, biological process: multicellular organism development; cell fate commitment; neuron differentiation. Gene Ontology annotation, cellular component: extracellular region. Gene Ontology annotation, molecular function: cytokine activity; frizzled binding.